Messenger RNA from Strongylus vulgaris, 201 nucleotides. NCBI's taxonomy places the organism in Eukaryota, Metazoa, Nematoda, Chromadorea, Rhabditida, Strongylidae. The record is from the annotation of a GenBank genome assembly.
AUGAAAAUAUGUCCACUCAUGGAAAUGGUGUGUGGGGUUGAACAAAAACAAGCAGCAACAACACGAAUUGACGAAGAUGAAACAGCACUAUUGCGUCAAGCAUUUAUGUUAAACCCAUCUCAGACUGUAUACGAGUAUCUCAAAGGUCAUCAGGCAGAAGUUUUGGAUUUUGUCCGAAGUGAAUUGGGAGCUGCAGAUUGA